AUGUCGAAGCUGUGCUUCGUUACAACCGGCGCAACAGCACCUUUCACCAAACUUAUCGUGUCGGUCUUGUCUACACCGUCUCUGGAUGCUUUCCUGCAAUGCGAAGUCACCCACAUAUUCAUCCAGUAUGGGACCGCCAAAGAUGUUUAUGAGACUAGCGCCCAAGCCGCCCGUGCGUAUCUGAAGCAGAAGGGAGCUGAGGAAAAGCUGGAGAUCGAUGGCAUGGACUUCGACUCAAGCGGACUGAGCAAGCAAUUUAAGCUGGUCCAAGAAACCCAGGGCCUCGCUAUCUCUCAUGCCGGUUCUGGGUCCAUACUCGUAGCUUUGCGGUUUCAGGUCCCGCUCAUCGUGGUGCCCAAUACUGCGCUCUUGGACAACCAUCAAGAAGAGUUGGCGGUCGCGAUGGAUAGGGCAAAUUAUGUUAUUCACGGCAAUGUUGACAACCUUGCGCCCGCGAUUAAGGCCUUCGAGGAUUUCCGGGCGAAGAUGGCCCAGUUUCCGCCUAUCACGGCCGGGAAACAGCGCCAGAGCAAGAGUUUUGCAGAUGUUAUGGAUGAGACUGUGGGCUUUACGGACUUCAACAAUGAGUGA
Messenger RNA from Didymosphaeria variabile, 591 nucleotides. RefSeq names its product N-acetylglucosaminyldiphosphodolichol N-acetylglucosaminyltransferase catalytic subunit alg13 (gene ALG13). Gene Ontology annotation, cellular component: UDP-N-acetylglucosamine transferase complex; extrinsic component of endoplasmic reticulum membrane. Gene Ontology annotation, biological process: dolichol-linked oligosaccharide biosynthetic process. The transcript has a single exon. Bases 1 to 591 code for a protein of 196 amino acids. NCBI's taxonomy places the organism in Eukaryota, Fungi, Ascomycota, Dothideomycetes, Pleosporales, Didymosphaeriaceae. The record is from RefSeq and is a predicted model, not a curated record. Gene Ontology annotation, molecular function: hexosyltransferase activity.